AUGCCUCCCGAUCGUCCUCGAGAUCGUCCUCUAGCAUUUUAUGCACCUCAAGUUACCGGCAAUAGCAAACUCCUCGCCGAAUUCGAGCACACAUGUCGUGUCUGCAACAACUUCAAGCACUGUGAAGACUUCGAAAGAGUGCACGCGUUAGAGGCCCGUCGCAACCCGCGAACCCGAGUCCGCGGUGACCCUGAAUUCUACAUCAUCGAGAUUUUCACGAAUCACCUCCUCCGCGAUGGCAAGGAUGGUGACGGCGGCCUGGAUGGCGAGAAAAUCGAUGAUGCCGACAGGCUCCGAGACUGCCCAUACUGCCGAUUGUUAUUCGAUUCUCUCAAUCAUUUCUUCAAAGAUAGUACCGUAAACUGGAGAGAGGAUGCCCGGGAGAACCCUACCCUCAUUGUCCAAGUCAAGGUUCGGCCUGGUCAGCCCCUGAUUCUGAACUGCGCUACGGCCUUUAUUGUUCACCACGAAUUCACUCUUGUUCGAGCCGAUCUGGAAGUCUUCAUAAUGGAUCGGGGUUCCUUAACCGACUCUGACUUUCCUCGCGCGGAGCUGACAAGCCCGGAAGAUGAUGACUCGCACAAGCAUCGUGCAAGUGAAGGCUUUUUUCGAUACUGGUUCCGAGGCUGCUCGCGUUAUAAGGACGCCACCGAUCAAUGCUAUAACACUCCUAACCGAUUGUUAUAUAUUGACUACGACAACGAUGAAGUCGUAUUGUGGGAGUGUCUCUCCAACCCUCCCGGGUUUCCAGAUGUCCCGGAUCCGAUAGAGUACGCGACGUUGAGCCAUACUUGGCUCAACACUGACCCAGGGGUUCCUAAGCUCCUCACCUCUAAUAUGGACGAGUGGAAAGAGGGUCAGACGAUUUCCGGCUUGCCAGCAGCCAUUAGAGACGCUGCCAGAGUUGCCCACCUCAACGAUAUUCAUUUCCUCUUCAUAGAUUCCAUGUGCAUCAUCCAGGAUAAUCAUGAGGAUCUGAGAGUGCAAAAUCCCAUGAUAAGCAACUACUUUCGGGAUUCCAUUCUGACCAUUGUCGCGGCAUCCGCUGUUACACCAAAUGACGGGUUUCUCCAUCCUCCAAAGAAGGACUGGAUCACAAAGAAGCUUCAAUUUGUAGCUCCAAGCGGCGCCGAAGCUACCAUGACACUGCGCAGGAAAUACUCCCGUCCGGAGACUUCCUUCGAUGCCCUCGACAAGGCGUCGCAUAUUGUCAGCGUUGCUCCCGGGUCGUUUCGACGAACCGGCCCGCUCUAUGGGCGACAUUGGUGCCUUAAUGAAGGCCUCUUGGGUACUCGCGUGAUCCAUUUUACGUCGGGAGGCAUCAUGUGCCAGUGCAGACGUCAUGACUGUACUCGCGAAGGAGUGAAGGAGUAUGACAGGUCUGAUUGGUCUCGAGGGAUGCCGGAGCGAUACGGGGCACGCGAUGCGUCGGAACUGUGGUUUCAUGCUGUCGAAUUCCACACCUCGUGUAAGAAGCUCCGCGGAGAAGAUAGGCUCUCCAAAUUGUCUACCUUGGCCUCCAUGUCCGACAUGGGCAUUCAAGACCGGUAUGUCGCAGGCCUUUGGUGGAAGAGCAUGACCACGGGUCUGCUAUGGGAAGUGAGCUUGCGCCGAUCACAAACUAACACGAACGUGACCAAGAUAACCCUGCCAUUCACCAAGCAAAAGGCGCCAUCUUUCUCCUGGGCCUCUGUUGACGCUCCGGUUGUGUGGCGAGACAAUUACUGGACUUCCAGGGCUGAGGCAAGAGUAAUUGGAUGUGGCAGCAUCCCAACGGAUCCCGAUGACCCAUGUGGCAGCGUUAAUGGGGCUUGGAUUCGUAUGGAAGGUUUCAUGUUCAAAUGUGAAAUCAGCCAGACGCUCGAGGGUGCUGGCGGAGAUCGCUUCCAGUAUGCCUACUUUCGUGGCAAGGACGAUAACAGGAUCAAGGCAUAUCCUUUUGUUGGAGACGGUGCACUUGUCACGGUCAAGGCCAAAGGUGCCUUGGACCGGCUGCGCAAAAGACAUGUUUCCAAGAUUUCACGGCGCUUACGCAAAAAGGGGUUUCUGAAAGAAAGAGAAAUCAACCCUCUCCAUACGCGUGCAUUCUUGGCGCGGAACCAUGACGAAUUCAAGCCGAAUAGGCUGGGACCCAAAACAACUAGGGGGGUGGCGUUUAUACUCUGCAUCAGACAAAGAGGAGAUUAUGACGAACAUCGUGAAGGAAUCGUGUUCGAUAGGUGGGAUGGGUUGGUGUUGACCCGCUCGAUGAGGUAUCCUGGAGCCCUUGAGCGGAUCGGCUGCAUCAGAGAUGUGCCCAGUACGUUGCUUGAUUUGAAGGAUCAGUUUUAUGGCGCCACAAUAGUGUAG
This is a messenger RNA of Trichoderma harzianum CBS 226.95, 2349 nucleotides long. RefSeq lists its product as hypothetical. Lineage: Eukaryota; Fungi; Ascomycota; Sordariomycetes; Hypocreales; Hypocreaceae. The transcript has a single exon. The record is from RefSeq and is a predicted model, not a curated record. The coding region runs from base 1 to 2349 and encodes 782 amino acids.